GGCUCCGCGGCGCAUUGUGGGAUCUGUCCACUGAGGGGUUGUGGAGGACACGCCGCUUGAUCAUGGGGAUUCAGCCGAACCCAGUCCUGCUGGCCUCCCUGGGGGUGGGGCUGCUGACUUUGCUAGGCCUGGCUGUGGUAUCCUACCUGGUUCGGAGGUCCCGCCGGCCGCGGGUCACUCUCGUGGAUCCAAAUGAGAGGUAUCUGCUGCGACUGCUAGACAAGACGACUGUGAGCCACAACACGAAGAGAUUUCGCUUUGCCCUGCCCACCGCCCAACACAUUCUAGGGUUGCCUGUGGGCAAGCAUGUGUACCUCUCUGCUCGCAUCGAUGGCAGCCUGGUCAUCAGACCAUACACUCCUGUCACCAGUGAUGAGGACCAAGGCUACGUGGACCUUGUUAUCAAGGUCUACCUGAAAGGUGUACACCCCAAGUUUCCUCAGGGAGGGAAGAUGUCUCAGUACCUGGAUAGCCUGAAGAUUGGAGAUGUAGUGGAGUUUCGAGGCCCAAGUGGGUUGCUCACUUACAUUGGGAAAGGGAAUUUUAACAUUCAGCCCAACAAAAAAUCUCCACCAGAAUGCCGAGUGGCAAACAAACUGGGAAUGAUUGCCGGUGGAACAGGGAUCACCCCGAUGCUACAACUGAUCCGGGCCAUCAUGAAAGAUCCUGAAGAUCCAACUCAGUGCUUUCUGCUUUUUGCCAACCAG
Messenger RNA from Chrysochloris asiatica (Cape golden mole), 707 nucleotides. RefSeq names its product NADH-cytochrome b5 reductase 1-like. The annotation marks the transcript as partial. Gene Ontology annotation, cellular component: mitochondrion. NCBI's taxonomy places the organism in Eukaryota, Metazoa, Chordata, Mammalia, Afrosoricida, Chrysochloridae. The record is from RefSeq and is a predicted model, not a curated record. Gene Ontology annotation, molecular function: oxidoreductase activity; FAD binding. The transcript is spliced from 7 exons.